CGUUAUCUUUGUUUCAUCUAGCUACUGCUGUUAUGUUUUUCGUUCUUUUCCUGAUUUCUGCGGCAAUUUUGGUUUACGCAUGGACUAGAGUCCAACAUUACAGGAAGAGUGCGGCACUGGCGCAAAGGGAUCUUCAUCUCCAACCACUGUCACAGAGGAAGGCGGAGUGCUCAAACAGCUACGCCAAAUCCUUCACGGGUAGCUGUCGCGAGCGCACAGAAACCAACCCCGACUUGACCAAGGGAGAUUUUAUAGUUACCUGCCGCGUGACUACAGAACCAAGAGGUGCACCAAGCAACGGGCACACGAAGCCUGCUGAGAUUGUGGUGAAAGCCACCGGGAAGCAGGAACAGACGGCACACCCAGAGGUACACCGGGCGGAGCCCUCACUACCAGAAGCACCGCGACCUGACUCACCAGUGACCUACGAGUGUCCCCUUGAUAUUUGGGAACCUCCCGAGGACUACGAGGACGUCAUGAUAGCUACCUGUAAAACAAAUGUCUAAUAACAACGGGGAUAUAGCCCAGAUAGCAAUACUACAUUAUAGCAACGUAAGACGUUUGCUCAACGUCACAAACGUUACAAUAAGUCAACAACUAUUUUCUUUCAUUGGGUCCACGCUUGAUUAUCAGUGCAGGGUAAAAGUGUUUUCCUUGGGCAACAGUUUGUGCAAAGUUUGACCGAUCAUCCAAUGUCGUGCAUGACAAAAGCGUUUUCCUUUGGCAACAGUUUGCUCAAAGUAUAUGACCGAUUGUCCAAUGUCGUAAAGACAAUUAUCAAUAUUCAAUGGAUAUGAGCAAUGAGUAACCCUAAAUGUAUAAGUCCUUGGUAUCAGGGAAGACUAACGGCUCAACGUUCAGCCAACAAUGGAUCGCCUACUGCUACCGUUUCAACCGUUUUUUUUUGUUUAUACCGACGUUGCUCCCCCCCCCCCCCCAACGUAGUAUCGCUAUCUGGUAAGCGCUCGUAAGAGGAGUCUAAUAUGAAACUGGUCAGCUUCUUUAUUAAGCCUAUAGCGAUCAGAGAAUUCAGUAAUCUGUGGGUUCAGUAUUAGCAUUUCUACAUUGCAAACCUGUCAGGUUUUCAGCAUUGCUUUCACGAAACACGAAAGCGUCGUAAACACAAUUUCGCCCAUAUCACAUAGAAACGCGUGCAUUAAAAUCAACAUGAAUUUAAAAGGGACGCACCUACGAUGAUUUCGUGGAACGAUGCCUUGACUUUCAACUUCAUUACGAUUUUGUUUAAUUGUUGACUGCUACUAGAGUAGUAGGCGGAUACACAUAGAGGAAACAAAAUGGCCGCGGCCCCUUUUGAAGGAUUUUUUUUCUCCCGCUAUGUCCAUAAAGGUACCCAUGGAGCUCUGACUUUAUAAUGUAUAUACGCAAUAUUAUGUAGCAUGCUAUUAUUAUAUUAUAAUUAUAAUUGAAUUAUAGUAAGUCUUAUUGAUGAAUGAAAUAAUGUUUUUAUUUACUUCACACUUUGAUGGGCAAUUGUAGAUUACUGUCUGACCUAGGACGUUACAGGACUCGAUCCCUGUACCUGUGAUUAACAGCCCGAUGACUGGAGUAUCUUUGUUUAUAAUGGCCCUACUGCAGGGCUCUGCUCAAUAGAUAGUUAGCUUUAGAGGGAAGGAGACAGUAGGCUCUUGUUAACGCUAUAAACUUAACUAUAAAGUAAAUGAUAUGCAUGAUUUGUAGAUGACGGUUGUUGCUUUUUAUGGGAAAAUACUUUUCUUGUUUAGAAUAUGGCAAACAGUGUUUGAAAGGUUACUCCCCUAACCUUGUUUAUUCCUUUGAUCGUAGAAAUGUGUAUGUUAGAUUUUAAUCGCUAUAGUAUGUUAUAACUGGAAAUCUUAGCUUUGUCAGUGUGUUUGAUGGACACAGCUGUUUUAACAGUGAAGGGGAAGAAACAAAUUACAAUCUGUGCAGACAUGAUAUUCCAUUUUCCAAUUCAUAAUGAGUCUGAGUUCGGAAUGUGUGAAUGCAGUGUCAUUCUCAUUAAAUGUUUGAAGAGAAUAUAUAACGAGGCACGAACAAAAGUGUCAGACAAUUAACCGAUUUUAGCUUUUAUAUACGUAACCAGGGCCCGCAUAUAUCUUCCUGGGUUUUUGUAAUUAAUGUAUAAAUUACAUUACUUUGAAUAACAAGCGGACCAUUAUUACAAAUUGUAACUUGAUUACAUUAAGUAGCUAUUUUAUUUAUUUUUGCCCGAAGUGUAAUACGAAGAAUAUUUAAAAAAAACUAUCAAAAUUAAUAUAAAUUUACGUAAAAGCUUCUAUUUUUACUAAUAUGUUUAUGUCAAGCAAAAAUUAUGCAAUUCUUUUUAUAUAGUAUUAUAGAGAAUAAAAUAUAGCCCGGAAAGUUCAUGACAAAUCAUUGUCAAUAUACUUUUUAUUCCUGUUUAUUAAAACAUAAUCAAUGCUUAAGCAAUAUACAUCGGAAA
Strongylocentrotus purpuratus (purple sea urchin) is the source of this 2443-nucleotide messenger RNA. RefSeq lists its product as uncharacterized. Lineage: Eukaryota; Metazoa; Echinodermata; Echinoidea; Camarodonta; Strongylocentrotidae. The transcript has 2 exons. The coding region runs from base 33 to 506 and encodes 157 amino acids. The record is from RefSeq and is a predicted model, not a curated record.